Molecule: messenger RNA, 3281 nt
Organism: Nanorana parkeri
Lineage: Eukaryota; Metazoa; Chordata; Amphibia; Anura; Dicroglossidae
Gene: DDX59
Product: DEAD-box helicase 59
Exons: 7
Coding region: 1-3261 (1086 amino acids)
Molecular function (GO): RNA helicase activity; nucleic acid binding; ATP binding
Source: RefSeq, a predicted model, not a curated record
AUGUUUGUACCGAGAGCUGUGAAGAGGCGGACAGAGGCUGACAAGAGUGCGGGGAAGAGGAGAGUCACUGAGAGGAGCUAUGAGGGCACAUCCGAAGCUACCCCACAUAGCUCCUCUGUUGCUGCUCACAUUCCUUCAUCGUCUCUGUCCAUUGCUGAGCAGUCACAGUCAUCACCUACUCUUAUUCCUGCUUCCUCUAGCCAUCCAUCAGUCAUCACCUCUUCUGCUCUCCCUGUGACUCCCCAUUCCCCCACUGCAUCAGGGAAUGCAAUAAUUUCUACAUCUAACCAUUCAUCGGUGACCAGUUCUUGUCCUCUUCCUGUGUCUUCUCAUUCAUCAACUGUCUCAAGGAGUGCCAUCAUUUUUACAUUUUCCUCCUCUAACCAUUCAUCAGUUACCAGCUCUUCUCUACUUGCAUCCCCUCCUUCCCCCACUACCUCAAGCAGUGCCAUCAUUUCUACAUCCUUCUCCUCUAACCAUCCAUUGGUGACCAACUCUUCUCUUGCUGUGUCUCCUCCCUACCCCACUGACAUAAGGAGUGUUAUCAUUUCAGCAUCUUCCUCAUCUAACCCUUCAUUAACCAGCUCUUCUCUUCCUGUGUCUCCUCAUUCCCCCACUGCCAUAAGGAGUGUCAUAAUUUCAGCAUCUUCCUCAUCUAACCCUUCAUUGACCAACUCUUAUCCUCUUCCUGUGUCUCCUCGUUCCCCAACUGCCCCUAGGAGUGUCAUAAUUUCAGCAUCUUCCUCAUCUAACCCUUCAUUGACCAACUCGUAUCCUAUUCCUGUGUCUCCUCAUUCCCCAACUGCCCCAAGGAGUGUCAUAAUUUCAGCAUCUGCCUCCUCUAUCCAUCCAUCAGUGACCAGCUCUUCUCCUCUUCCUGUGUCUCCUCAUGUCCCUACUACCCCAGGGAGUGCCGUAACUUCAGUAUCUGCCUCCUCUACCCAUCCAUCAGUGACUAGCUCUUCUCCUCUUCCUGUGUCUCCUCAUGUCCCUACUACCCCAGGGAGUGCCGUAACUUCAGUAUCUGCCUCCUCUACCCAUCCAUCAGUGACUAGCUCUUCUCCUCUUCCUGUGUCUCCUCAUGUCCCUACUACCUCAGGGAGUGCCGUAACUUCAGUAUCUGCCUCCUCUACCCAUCCAUCAGUGACCAGCUCUUCUCCUCUUCCUGUGUCUCCUCAUGUCCCUACUACCUCAGGGAGUGCCGUAACUUCAGUAUCUGCCUCCUCUACCCAUCCAUCAGUGACCAGCUCUUCUCCUCUUCCUGUGUCUCCUCAUGUCCCUACUACCUCAGGGAGUGCCAUCAUUUCAGUAUCUGCCUCCUCUACCCAUCCACCAGUGACCAGCUCUUCUCAUUCUGUGUCUCCUAAUUCCCCCACUGGCUCGGGGAAUGCCAGUAUUUCAGCAGCUGCCUUCAGUGAAAUUCAUCCGUCGGUAUUUUCUCCUGAUUCACCAGCUGUGGUGCCUAAUGGUCCUUUUUCAACCCCAUCCUCCUCUUCAGAUGUCUCCCAUCAAGUUUCCGACCCAAUAUCUACACCCGCUGGUGUUUCUGGGCCAUCCACUGCUGAUAUACGUGUCAUAGAGGAAGAACCUAUCAAAUCUUUUAGCAAACAUCAGCGCUGGCCUGCUUUGGGGGAACCAGUGUGUGUUGUAUGUGGGAGAUAUGGAGAAUAUAUAUGUGAUCAGACAGAACAUGAUGUUUGCAGCUUGGAGUGCAAAGCAAGGGACAUAUUACAGGCUCAGGACCGCUGUCCCCAGAACACUGCUAGUCCACUUGAGCACCAGCCUGUAGAAAGUACUGAUGGAGGACAGGUCCAGUUAUGUACCGCAUCUAAUAUGCCUCACUCACGUCAGCCCAUGGAUGCCGAGUCUUCAUCUUUUACAGCUAACCACCAUGACACCUCUUACUCCUACACUGAACAUGAAUUUAUUGCCCAGCUGGAGCAAGAUCAGAUUGACCAUCUAAGGCAGCAGCUCGGCUUGUCUGUGCAAGGUCAUGAGGUGUGCAAACCUAUCAUAGAGUUUGAACAUUUAAGCUUUCCAGCUGCACUCUGUGUAAAUAUAAAAAGAGCUGGAUAUGAUGUUCCUACUCCAAUCCAAAUGCAAAUGAUGCCUGUUGGACUGAUGGGGCGCGAUAUAUUGGCGAGUGCAGACACUGGCUCGGGGAAAACAGCAGCUUUUCUUCUUCCAGCCAUCAUCCAUUCUCUGGAACAGAAAGAUGCUCCAGCUGCUCUGAUUUUGACUCCCACCAGAGAACUUUCGGUGCAGAUUGAGAAACAGGCACAGGAGCUAAUGUUUAAAAUUCCCCAGAUGAAGACUGCUUUGCUUGUUGGAGGAAUGCCCUUACCACCUCAGAUCUAUCGACUAAAGCAAAAUGUGCAGAUCAUUAUAGCAACUCCUGGAAGGCUUUUAGAAAUACUUAACCAAGAUUCUGUAAACCUUACUAAACUUAGGGUUCUGAUAGUGGAUGAGGCUGACACAAUGCUAAAGAUGGGAUUCCAACAGCAAGUGCUUGAUAUUUUUGAGCAGGCUUCGCAGGAUCAUCAGACAAUCUUAGUUUCAGCCACCAUUCCCACCAGCAUUGAAACCUUUUCCCAGCAGCUUUUAAGGGAUCCUGUGCGAAUCACUGUUGGGGAGAAGAACCAACCAUGUUCUAAUGUGCGUCAAAUUGUACUGUGGGUGGAAGAGCCCUCAAAGAAAAAGAAGCUCUUUGAAAUACUGAAUGAUUCAAAGCUGUUUCAACCCCCUAUCUUGGUAUUUGUGGAUUGCCGACUGGGAGCAGAUCUCCUCAGUGAAGCUGUGCAUAAGAUUACAGAACUAGACUGUGUUUCUAUCCAUUCUGAUAAACCCCAGACUGAAAGAACGAAGAUACUCAAGGGAUUGCUCCAGGGAGAGUAUGAUGUUGUUGUGAGCACUGGAGUCCUCGGGAGGGGUCUGGAUUUGGUGAAUGUGAAGUUGGUGGUGAAUUUUGACAUGCCUUCAAGUAUGGAUGAAUAUGUCCAUCAGAUUGGAAGAGCAGGAAGACUCGGCAACCGAGGAACUGCUAUUACAUUUAUUAAUAAAAAUAACAAGAACCUCUUCUGGGACUUGGUGAAAAGGGUGCAGCCCACUGGCUCACUUCUUCCUCCUCAACUACUGAACUCCCCUUAUGUCCUGGAGCAGAAAAGGCUAGAGCAGAGAAAGCAUCAGGACAAAGACCGAUUGGUGACCGGAGAACAAAUUCUUGAUCUCAUCCAUAAACAUGACAAACGAAAAUACAAAUAACGACCUGCCUUGCAUCCUUC